Anolis sagrei ordinatus is the source of this 874-nucleotide messenger RNA. Lineage: Eukaryota; Metazoa; Chordata; Lepidosauria; Squamata; Anolidae. The record is from RefSeq and is a predicted model, not a curated record.
CCCUUUCGCUUUCUCUUUCGGGGCGGAGGCGGAGAGGGAGAUGGCGGCGGAAGACUCGGACUGCGAGGACCCGCAGGCUGCCCUCCUGAGGGAGAGCCCCCCUCCCCGCAGGACCCCAGCGCCCCCUCCCGCCUCCCUCUGCCAAUGGGCAUUGUCCCCGGUCAUCUACUGCUGGAACCUCUGCCGCAGAACGGUGGUGGGUGCUGCGCAUCUAUGUGUGCGGCUGUGGCGUUUGCUGUUUUGUCGAAGGAAGCCUGAAAACCUGCUCCUGGGAGGAUCCCAAAAUUGGGAGAAGCGAAGAUGCUGGUUGUGGUCGUGGUUGUGGUCAUGGAUUGAAGCAGAGCUCCCCAUCCGGGUCCGUGUCACAGGGCAGACCGGUGACUGCGAGCACCAGUUCUUAAAGAAGGUCUCCGACUGCGUUUCCCAGGACUUCAUCCGUCUCAAGAAGGGUGAUUCCUCUGCUCAAUUCCUGAAUGUCUUCUGCCCGGUGGUUUCUCGGGUGGGCACCGACAUGCAGAACGCUCUGGGGGGUCUCCAUGGUGAGAGCAAGGCCAUCUUGGUGAUGCUGCACCACAUGCCCAAGGAGAGCAACCGCUUUGUGGACACCAAGCAGCAGGCAUCUCACCCAGCCGUGGUGCGCACCGUCCACACUCGCUACACGCUCGAAGACGGCCUCUACCCCUGCCAGGUGAACAAGGAGGCCGUGGAGGAUGUGGCCAAAAUCUUCAUCAACCAUUGCAAAGGGGUGAGGAGGAUCCAGCGAUUCCUGGCGCUCUCCCUGCGCUGUGUGUUCUGGAGUACAAUCGCAAUAGCGAUAGCUGUCAAGAGUGGCAUUGUCAACAUAGCAGGACCGUCACAGCAGCCAAGGACCUGA